Molecule: messenger RNA, 1837 nt
Organism: Eurytemora carolleeae
Lineage: Eukaryota; Metazoa; Arthropoda; Copepoda; Calanoida; Temoridae
Exons: 8
Coding region: 470-1159 (229 amino acids)
Molecular function (GO): N-acetyltransferase activity
Source: RefSeq, a predicted model, not a curated record
CAAAAAUAAAAAUGACAAAUUUAAACAGUUAAUAAAAAUAUGCAUCAACUUCUGAGACCGGACCUACUUUAUAUUGUUAACGUUACUACUUACUAGGCUCUUAAUUGAGAGCUCACUAACCCACUUUUUGAAGCUAUUAAUGUGAUUUAAAUUUAUAUGAGUAUUUGGGCAAAAUUUUGAUAGAUUUUCUUGCCCAGCAAACCCUUUAAACGCCGUUCCCUCUCUUUGUACGAAUUCUUUUAUUCCUAAUUCACCUUGAACUAUGUAUAAUUCAAUAAUCUUUAAGCUUGCAAAGCUGUCUUUUUCUACUUUGUCAUUUGAAAUACAAAUAUCAAAAAGAGUAAAAACGAAAGAUUUAUGUUUAAUUGGUCCAAUUGAGAUCGAACGUCACAGUUUACUGUUAAAUCUGUGUGGAUUAAAGUUUUAACACAUUAAACAAUACAAAUUUAAGUUUACUUUUCUAGAAAAAAUGAUUACGGUUCGAAGUGUAACCCCGGAGGAUUAUUCCGGUAUUAUUCUUCUCCUACGAAAAUACUUCUUCCCGCAUGAACCAGCAGCAGUUGGACUUGAUCUAUGCCCUAAAGGUUAUGCUAUUCCUGGUGUAGAGAAAACUGUGCUAAGUAUGCUUGAAACAGAAUACAGCUUAGUUGCUGAGGAGGAUGGACAGUUAAUUGGAGUUCUUGUGGCGAACCUCAAAACGGGGGAAGACGAUGAUUCUGAUGAAAAGAAACCCGAAAAAGAUGAUUCUGAUGAAUUACCAGAGAAGAUGAUCAAACUCUUAUCAUUCUUUGAUGAUCUCUCAACAGACUUUGGACGGUUCUGCAUCAUGGAAAAGUACUGCAAGACGAGCUGUCUUGAGAUUUACAUGCUCUGUACAAAAAGUGAAGUGAGAAAACAAGGUCUGGCGACAAAACUUGUUUCUCAGGCUCUGAAAAUGGCUGAAGAAAAACAAGUUGGCUUGGUGGAAACCCUGGCACUAUCAGUCUACUCACAGGCAAUAUUCCGAAAGCUGGGAUUUCAAGUAGAGAAUGAGAUUCCAUAUAAAGAUUAUGCACAGGUAACAAAUUCUUUUAAAAGAUAUUUCAGGAAGGGGUGGGGGGGGAUUGGUAGGGUUCAGGCUUUCUUGGAAAUAUUAAAUAACAGAACUUUUAAAAAUUAAGUCUAUUUCUACUCUGAUUUUUUCUCACAAAGUAAAUUCACAUUAUCAGUGAGGGGGGGGGGGGGUGAUCAUUAAAAAAGAUAAAUAUGAUAUUUUAAAUUUUUGUAAGAUUUUUUUUAAAAUACUAAUUUUGACCCCACUUUAAUUCUGUUUAGGAUGAAGUGCUUAUAUUUGAUGUGAGGCGAAUGGGGGAACAUAAGUCUGGAAUGUAUAUGUGUAAAUUAACCUAAACAGACUCAAAAUUUACAAUCUCUAAUGAACUUAAAUAGAAUGUUGACUUGACUUAAUCUUGUAGUUGUACAAAAUCAGCUUAAAAUUGCGCGAAUCAAAUAAUUCCGUUGGCUUGAAUCAACCAAACCUGCCAAGACUACAGAAAUAUUUCUAAGUCGAAUAAUUCUUAAACCUUCUUCAUUAUUUUAAAUAAUUGUGACUUAAAUGUUUAAUGAAUACUUAGUUCCCGAUAUUUAUUGUUUUUUAGAUGAAUUUUACCCAAAAUUUAUUAGAUGUGACGAGGUCGCAUUUUUUGAAGUUCUUGAAAAAUAUUGAUUCAAAUUUUAAAUGAGUAAAAUCAAAGCACAUAGUAAUAAUAUGACACUGCUUAAUAUUUCAAGUUUAAAUCGGAUUUAAAAAAACGAAAUCAAUUGAAAAGGUAGGAUUUCCUAUUAAUUGAUAAAAUUA